GCUUCAUGCACAAGCGGCGGCCGGCACCGCGCCGGGUGCCCGCCUAUACCACCCCCUAGUACCCCCAUUCCGCACCCUCCCCGCGACUCCCGCUCCCUCCCCGGCGCCGUUGCUGGGAUGGCGGGGUGGCGGCCGGGGUUCGGCGCGGUCCUGGGCGCGGCUCUGAUAUCCAGGCUGUGCCUGGCGCUGUACGGCCUGCACCAGGACGCGGCCAUGCGGGUGCGGUUCACCGACGUCGACUACCGGGUCUUCACCGACGCGGCGCGGUUGGUGACUGAGGGGCGGUCACCCUACCGGCGAGCCACUUACCGCUACACGCCGCUCCUGGCAUGGCUCCUCACCCCUAACAUCUACCUCGCCGAGGUCUUCGGGAAGCUGCUCUUCGUGGCGGGGGACCUGGCGGCCGGUGCCGUCGCCUAUCGAACCCUGCGGCGUCGAGGCGCCGAUGCCGGCCAGGCCUGCGUGUGCUGCGCUGUCGCCUGGCUCCUCAACCCCCUGCCCAUGGCCAUCUCCAGCCGGGGCAACGCUGAAGCCCUGGUCGCGCUGCUGGUGCUCGCCACCCUCUACUUCGUGGAGGGGGGAAGCGUAGGGAAGGCCGCAGCCUGCUACGGGCUGGCGGUGCACAUGAAAAUCUACCCGGUGACCUACGCGCUGCCCAUAGCCCUCCAUCUGCAGAGCAAACGCUGCGCCGGGAAAGGGGCGAUGGAUACGGGACACGGCAAAAAAGCAGAGUUUACAUUUGUAGGGUACCUCUGGCAGCUUUUGGUAAAGACAGUGAAUCGCGAUGUGCUGCUUUUUGGAGCAGUUGCCGGAUCUGUUCUGGCUGCUUUGACCGGUGCAUUUUAUUACCUCUACGGCUGGGAGUUUUUGGAGCAUGCCUACUUCUACCACCUGACCAGGAGGGAUAUCCGACAUAACUUCUCUCCCUAUUUCUACAUGUUGUACCUAACUGCAGAAAGCAAAUGGAGUUUAGCCCUUGGGCUCGCAGUAUUCCUGCCCCAGCUGCUUUUGCUGCUGGUUGUGUCCAUAGCAUUUUACAGAGACCUUGCCUUCUGUUGUUUCCUACACACUGCUAUUUUUGUGAGUUUUAACAAAGUAUGCACGUCCCAGUACUUUGUCUGGUAUCUUUGUCUUUUACCCCUCAUAAUGCCAAGUAUUAAGAUGUCCUGGCGUCGUGCUGUGCUCCUUCUUUUCCUGUGGUUUGUUGGACAAGGCCUGUGGCUCACUCCUGCAUAUUUUCUGGAGUUCAAAGGAUAUAACACUUUUGUACUUAUAUGGUUGGCAGGCUUGCUUUUCCUUUUUAUUAAUAGCCUCAUAAUUUAUCAGAUUAUUUCACAUUACCAUAAAGAACCACACGUUGCAAAACAACUCAAGCAACAGUAAUAAACAUGCCAAA
This is a messenger RNA of Calypte anna (Anna's hummingbird), 1396 nucleotides long. It is a transcript of the gene PIGM, whose product is annotated as phosphatidylinositol glycan anchor biosynthesis class M. Gene Ontology annotation, molecular function: alpha-1,4-mannosyltransferase activity; GPI mannosyltransferase activity. The record is from RefSeq and is a predicted model, not a curated record. Gene Ontology annotation, cellular component: membrane; glycosylphosphatidylinositol-mannosyltransferase I complex. Gene Ontology annotation, biological process: GPI anchor biosynthetic process. NCBI's taxonomy places the organism in Eukaryota, Metazoa, Chordata, Aves, Apodiformes, Trochilidae. The transcript has a single exon. Bases 118 to 1383 code for a protein of 421 amino acids.